AUGUCAAGAGUGUGCGGUCCGUUUGGCACAGCCUAUACUACUUGGAUAUCACGUUUUAAGCAACUGGGAAUGCGGGCCCGUACCGCAUGCUGUACACUAAUGUAUAAAAAGUCACUCAAGCUAAACCAGUUAUCAAUGGGAAAAACAACAUUGGGUCAGAUCAUAAACUUAAUGACAAACGAUGCAAAUCGGUUUGAGCAUUUUCCACUGUUUGCUAUUCAAUUCUACAUGGGUAAAAUGUUUUCAAAAGUUAGAUUAAUGAUUGCUAAGCUGACUGACAAAAGGCUGCAAUAUAUGGUUGAGAUCAUAUCCGGAAUGCGAGUCAUUAAAAUGUAUUCCUGGGAACAGCCCUUCGCAGACCUCGUGGCUGAGGCACGAAAACAGGAAGUGUCGUGUAUACAAAGAUCUUGCUUUUUAAAGGCAAUCAAUUUGUCGUUAUAUUGUAUGGCAACAAAGUUGAUCUUAUUUCCCAGCUUUAUCACCUUGGUACUCACCGGUGAUGUACUGACCGCUAAGGCUAAUACAAAUAGCAAACAAUCGCCCGAAGUGUCCAUUAAUGACAUAACAGCCAAAUGGAGUGAUGAGAGCUCGUUUCCAACCCUACAAAAUAUUUCGGCACAUUUAAUAGCCGGAGAUUUAUUAACUGUAAUUGGACCGGUAGGGGCGGGAAAGAGCUCACUAUUGAUGACAAUCCUAAAAGAGCUGCCGCUUCUGUCGGGGAGUAUAGAAACUGUGGGAUCGAUAAGCUAUGCCUCUCAGGAGUCCUGGAGUUUCAAUACUAGUGUCCGAAAUAAUAUACUUUUUGGAGCCGAAUAUAACGAAUCCCGAUAUCAACGAGUGGUAGAGGUGUCCGCUUUGGAGCGAGACUUCGAGAUAUUGCCGUUCGGAGACAAGACAUUAGUCGGUGAGAGAGGAGUACAGCUAUCGGGCGGACAGAAGGCCCGCAUCACGUUAGCCAGAGCUCUGUACCGAAACUCAGACAUCGUAUUAAUGGACGACCCGUUGAGUGCUGUCGACACUAGUGUUGCCGAACAUAUAUUUGAUAAAUGUAUAGUCGACUACUUGUGCGACAAAAUCCGUAUUCUAGUCACACAUCAAAUCCAAUUCAUACGAAAAGCGACACAAAUAUUGGUUUUGAACGACGAGGGAAAGUGUCUGGGAUUGGGAUCCUAUGAUGAGCUCCAGUCCCGGGGCUUAGACUUCAUGUCUAUUCUCAGCGAUCAGGAGAGGGAAGCGGACGAUAAGGUAGUGGAACAGCACAGGGAACUAAAGCGUACGUUUUCUCAAAACAGUUAUAAAUAUAAAGGUGACGCAAAUAACACUGAUCCCAGAAUAACUGACGAGAAACGUGAAACGGGUUCAAUAUCUGGCAAAGUAUAUUGGACGACUAACAAAAAUCAAAACACGGCUAAUAUUAACACUUCUGAUCAGAACAGAGAUGUGAUUAUCUACUCCUCACUGAUGGCCGCGCUGUUCAUCGCAUCCCUAUUGAGAGCCAUCACAUGGUUUGUGAUGUUUAUGAGGGCUUCAGUUAAUCUCCACAACACUAUAUUCUAU
This is a messenger RNA of Medioppia subpectinata, 1557 nucleotides long. Lineage: Eukaryota; Metazoa; Arthropoda; Arachnida; Sarcoptiformes; Oppiidae. The record is from the annotation of a GenBank genome assembly.